AUGAUUCUUCAAUUAUAAAUUUACUUAGAUAACUUCCUGAUUGGUUCUUCUCCUGUAAAUAAAACCUUCUCCCAUCAUACUAACUAUGUGACUAGUUUCUAGCCAUAUGAUGUCAAUCAUAAGUACAACAAACUGCGAUUCAUCUAAAAACAUGAGGAUGACUCGCUUUCUAAACUCUUAAGAAGCAACGUGGAUACAAACCUCAGUACCGAUUAGAUAGACCAUAAUAAUUAAAUGUAUGCAACUAGCUUUAACAAAAGAGGUUUGCUUCACUAGGGCAAGCUCUAGAAUCUGUAUGCCGAGCCAAUAAACUAAUCUGAAACUGAUGUAUUUAAAAUGAAGUCAAGAAUCAGAUCUAAUAAUCCAAACUACAUUGUUGGCAAAUCGAUGGUUGAACUAAGGCAAACAUCUCGCUAGCAUUAAUACCCUAAGUAGCCGUAGCAUCAGGCAAUUAAUAGAACAAAUAAAAAUUACAGGUAGUUAAAUGCCAGGUCACAAUCAUUUAGGGUUAAUGAUGUUACUGGACUCAAUAGCCGAAAUAUCCUAUUAAAUUAGUUAAAAUAAAGUGGUCAUACUGGAGGAGAAGAGGGCAAAGUUGAGCCUCUAGUAUCUUUUGCUGAUAUGGAAUUGGUGAGCAAAGAGCAAGAGAAGCUCCAUCAACACUCCCAUGCAGACAGCUAUUUGCCGAUAAUAUAAGGCGAUCUAAAUCUCUCAAGGCAUCAUUUAGGCACCUUUUAUACUACAUAUUCAUCAAAGCUCUAAAAUAAAAAGAAAUCACAUACUGAAGGUGCCUUUAGAUAAACUGAGGACUAGAAUAAUAUUUCUUAAUAUGAGGAGUUGUAGCAGAGGAGUAUAAUAAAGUACGGGGAAUCUAAGUAUCAUAGCAACAUUAUCGAUCCUCAACACCCACUUAUCGGGUUUUAAGACCAACUUGAUAUGGAUAUUAGUGUUGAUGAGGCAAAAGUAGAUUUUCAAAAGACAUAGACUCUGAGCUUUAGAAAAAGAAACGAAGACAAAAAGUAGCAAACCUAAGAUCAUAGAGAAGUUUAUAACUUUAAGAACCAGCCCUCUAAAAAGCAUCUAAACAAGCACUAAGAGAAAAGUCUUUAGCCAAAGCACAUCUAUGGGAACGCAACUAAUCUGAAUAAGAUUUAUAUCGAUAAAUACUAGGCCUCUUAGAUAAGCACUGACCGUAGUAAGAUGUUUGAUUCAAAGAAAGUAAGCACUAUGAAAAUGGAAUCUCGAACCUCAGACAUUUCAAUGAAACUUCAAAACCUUAGCAAGAUUAACCCAAAUAGAGACAAAGCAAUCGGUGAUAUAAACAUUACAGUAUACAAGGACCUCUUUUCUCAGAGAUCUUAGCCAAUAAACGACAAGUUAGAUAGCAGCAUCUCUCCAAACGCUUGGUAUCCGUUUAAUAUGUAUUCGAACAUAGAAAACAGUCAGGCUUAUGAAACUUCAAAUCAAGUGCUACUCAGUCAAAACUAGCACCAUCAAGCUAAAAAUAACAAAAUUCUCUAGGACUCUUCAAGAUUGUUUAAUAACUAAAGCUAUCUUACAUCCCAUUAAAUAAGUCAAAUGCAGCCAAUAUCAAAUGAGACUCAAGAUAGAUCUUAAAAAGAGCUACCUACUACCCUAUCUAUAUAGCAUGCUCAUCUAAUAUAAAAGAAUAAUCAAAUCAUAUCCAAUAAAGACCAGCAUAUUAGUUCGAAAGGCAGUCAGAGAAGCAUAAUGGUCAAUAAAAAGCACUCAGCAAAAACGGAUGGAGCGAUGUUUGAUCUAGCUUAAUAUAAGAAUAAAGUCUUUCAUUCACUGAGUCAAGCUAUAACAACUAAUGAAGAACAGAAAUAUGAUUUAGUAGAGUCUUUGAAUUAAAUACCUUAACCAGUCUAGUGCUUAGAGGAAUCUUAGAAACAGUUGAUUAAGCAAAAUAAUGAUGAAUAGAUAUCUCAAGCCUAUAGAUUUUCACAACUUCCUAAUACAUAUAUGGUUAACUCUGGAGAUAACUAGGCAAGCUCUUUCAAAUAUCAAACUAGACAGAAUAAGUAGAACUCAUGUUAAAACACUAAGGCAAAUUUAAAUAAAAGUUUGGUAGAUGCCAGGAAAAAUAGAAGUCAAAAGAGUUUUCAGUUUAAUAAAUCUGCUGGAACUGGCAACGGGCUUGAAAAAUAGCUGAGAUCUUGGCUUUACGGGCAUUACCAUAUUCAGCUCUAAAACUAAAUUAAAUAGCAGAGAGACAUUCCAGCUUAUGGAGAGAUAGGAGGCAUGCUAAACAGACCUGCUCCUAUUCAGCACAUACAUUCGCAGUACUAAUUUCAAUCAAAACUGAAACAUGAUACCUCAGAACUGGACUAAUUGAAUCAAAGUCAAUACUUCAAGAUUAGAAACCUCAAUAACUUAGACGAAGGUGGCAGCAAUUAACUCAUUAGCUAGAAAGACAAAUUUAAGAUUGAGGAAAUGCGAAGAAAGAGCAAUGUUGACCAAAGAUAGCCAUUCCUGAUUAAUUUGACGACUUCCCCUCCACAGGGUAAGAUAUAAAACUAUGCUUCGAGAGAGGACUAGCAAAAUAUGUCUGCUAAUAUGGUAUCGAUAUCUAGUGACAAUCUAAACAAAAUCAACUAAAGGCUAUCUAAAGAAAAUGAUAUGAUUCAGACUCUGGAUGGGAAUCUGUAUCUCUAGAAUGGAUUCUAGAUCUUUGACAAUUCACAACUAGGCGCAAGCAGUAUCACUCCUACAAUACAUGUUAACUUUAAUCAGUCUGCUGAGAAGCUCUAGACCUAUUAAAUUUACGCAAAGGAGCAGAAUUUAGAGAGCCAUCAAAAUAUCAUUAAGUUGAAUAAUCAAAAUCAAGUAGUCACCAACAUAUCUCCUGAAAAGCCUGUUAAUCUCCAAAGAGAUAUCUUGAAUUAAGCAACUAAGUAGCAAUAGUGGCAGUCACCUUAUUAAAAGCACAAGAUAAGUACCAGACGAAUAAAUAUAGCAUAAUUAAACGAUAACAGUCUGUAAUUGAUUAGUAGCAGAGGUUCUAAUGAAUAAAAUACCAAUGAGACUACAGCAAUUGCCGAUCAUCAGGCCAUGAUUUAAUAAACAAUCAGAGCUAAUUGCUAAAAAAUGAAUCUGAAGAAGAAAAUCUACAAGUCUCAAAUGAUCAAAAUGCAAAUUAAAGCAGAGAAAAAUGAGCCUGAGAAAGGUACGAAUUAACUCAUGAGUUAUGUCAAGUAUGAUACUAAUAGUAAACAUACUGAGCAUGAAGAUAAAUCUCUUCAAAUGACCUAAUCCCCAAUCAAGUCGUAUAGCAUCGUCAAAGUAGGGCUACCAGAGCAAUAGAAGAACGCUACUCAAAACAAUAGCAAUGUUAACAAUUUCAAUCCGAUUCCAUUGGCUUAAAAGAUUUACCUGGGAUCAGCUGAUAAGGCAGAUCGAAAGGCUUACUCAAGUCUGUCAAAUUCUAGAGCUCCUAGCUAAAACUAAUUCUAACAGCAUCAGCAUUUUGCAAGUAUACUUCCGCUAAUGGAUAAGCUAGAUAUAAAUAUAUCUAUUCAGGAUGAUGAUGAUAAUGAGAGAACUGAUUAGCAGUUUAUGACACAUAACAUUGAUGUCUAGCCUGAAAGAAGUAACACCGCAAUGAGUGAUUUGAGUAUUUUAGUUCCUAUCAAUCAAAGACCCAGCAGAAGUAUUUUGAGUUCAGACAAGAAGUAAAAGACUAAUGCAUCUAUAAAAAAGAAUCGAUUGUCAUUAAAUGCAACUCAACAGAUGAUGCCCCCUAAACCACCUUCCAGAAAAGAAACUAAUCGAAUUGAUAAUGAAGCAAUUUAAAUUGCUUAGCAGGAACAUAUUUAAGCUUUAAGAGCAAAAAUAGCUGAUUUAUAAUCAAAGAAAGGCACUGAGCUUAAGAAUGGUAUAUAGAAAGAUGAACAUUUUUACUCGAAUUUGACUGACCUUACCAAUUAAGAACUCAAAACUUACUUAAUUAAUUAAAUAUAUGACAUCAGAGAGACAAGAAAGUCAUUCUUUGAAUCAUCACAAAAAAUAAAGUAGCUCUUACACGAUCUGUAGACUGGGAAGGAUUACUCCUAACUUAGAGAGAAGUUGGUUAAUAUGAUUGAAAGCCGAUACACCUAGAUGAAUUUUGAACUGCUCUAUAUAGAAACAAAGAGAGAUCUAGAGAGGCUAAAUCUUUAAUAAGCACAUCUUAAGCACAAAACUGAACAGCUUCAGCAAUUGGCUUUUGGGAAUGCCAACAUGUCUAAAGAAUACAAGUUAAAGCUUCAAAGAUAAACAGAUAUAAACUCAAAGCAGCAGAAGACUAUUCUGACUUAGAACAAGAUAAACUCAGAGAAGUCCUUGAAAGUAGAGUCUUUAUUACAAUCAGUAUUUACUCUAACGUAGGAGGAGGAAGUACUUAAAACAUCGAAAUUCAAGGAGGAAAUCGUACUUAAAAGAACGAUCAACUUUUUACUGAGAGAAAACUUUGAGUUAAAGAAACACUGCAGAAUCAAGGAUAGCUUUCUAGAGUCAGCUUAAAGCGAAAUCAAUAGACUGAAGACUAAAGUCAAUAGACUCAUGUUAAAGAUAGAGGAGGAUAAUAAUAUAAAUAGAAAUGUCAACAAUAAUGUUGGUAGCAACAUUGCAAAUAGUUCACAUACUCAAAGUGGCUUUAAAAAAAAGUUUGGAAAUACUAUUGGAGGGGGCUAGAAAUUUGUUAACGUGUAAAGUGCUGCAUCUCGUAUCCAAAAUGAUAUUGCUCACAUUUUAUAAUCAUAAAAGAUUUUUAUUGAUGGCUAAGUUUAAUCUAACUUGAGAGCGCCCUCGCCAGGUUAAAUAAUUGGCAAUUCUCCUAAAGGCAACAAUAUGUUGAACAACUAACUCCUCUUGGGCUAGAAUUCCUCUCACAAAUCUAAUUAAAAUAGUGCUGGAAGUAUGUUUGAUUUUGAGAUAUUAUCAACUGGAAAUGCUUUUCAUGGGACAAUUGAAGCUGCGGCUGGAGACAUUUAAAAGCCUACAUCUAGACUACUCUCUCAUUUUUAGGAUGACGAUUUAAAUGGGGCAAGGGUUUUAUCAAGGAUGAUUAUUGAUAACUUUGAUUUGGAUUACAGAAUAAAACUUAUGAUGGAUAAUAGGGAACAAGAUAUGAAUGAAGAGUUAGUUGAUGGUUCUAAGUAAAAGUUUAUUGAAGUUACAAUGAGCUGUCAGCCACUGAUUCACAAAGAAAGAGUUGAUUUCCUUGCUAAGAAUUAUCUCUCAUUCAAAAGACUGGGAGAGCGAUUAAAUAGUAUUGUGAAAAUUAUUCUUUAAAACUUGAAGAAUGUUAGCAUCUAUAAAUUCAUUACUAGGAUUCGAGAAGAGUUACCUAAUAUUUUGCAAUGCCAAAGAUGCACACUUUGGGCUAAGGAUCCAACAUUGAAUGAGUUAUACACCUAUAUUGACAAUAAUAAAGAAAUUAGAAUGGGUAGCGUAGAUGAUAUAGUAGGCUAUGUGCUAAAUAAUUAAUAGGAUUUGAUAACUGCAGAUCUCUAGAAAUACAUUCAAUACUAUCAAACUAUUUCCUCCUUCUCCGUUGAAGAAAAAUUUUUUGGAAAUACUGCAAGAAAAAGCGCAAUAUUGUUACCGGUUAAAGACUAUGAUACAGGAAUGCCUUUGGGAGUUCUUGAGAUUGUAAACUCUAACAGUGGUCUGUUUGAUCUUGAUUGUUAAUAUAUGGCAUUUAUGAUAUCAGAUUUUGCAGGUUUUGUCAUAAAUUCACUGAACAAUGAGAUAAGACGAAGGAAAGCUGAGCAUUCUAGGACAUUGCUAAAUCAAUAUGCUGUAAAGAUUUUCAGUCAAAAUAAACUGAGUGACCUGAAUAAGAUAUCAUGUGAAGCAAUCAAAGAAAUGCUCUCAACAGACAAGGUUAAAUUUAGCUUUAUUUAAGAGAGCUUAGUAGAACUUAAUGACUAUGAAAUCAUUGCUUUCUCUUAAAAUUAUGACCAAAAUAACAUAGAUGAGGAAAAAUAUAUGCCAGAAAAGAAAGACUAGACUUAUACAAAGUUUAGAACUAAAAAUUACUUCGGAAUAAUGGGAAAUGUUAUGCAAACAUAAUAGCCUACAAUUAUAUGGAAUCCUAAAAAUGACGAUAGAUACAAUGAGCUCAUUGAUAUGAAAACUGAAAACCCAAUGUACUGUUUCCCUAUGCUUGACUCAAAUAAAGUUACGUCAGAGAGAAGAGUUGUAGGCUGCGUAUAAUUUGAAAAUUUAUAACUUAGAUUAUUGAAAGGAACUUAGACAAUCCAAUAAUAGCAAAAUUCUACAAAUUCAUCUUUGUUAAUCGAUGAGCAUAUGAAAGCAUUAAUGAAAGAAUUCAGUUCUUAUAUAGCUGAAGUAUUAAAGAUUAUUAGAAAUCAAAAACUUCUCAAAAAGUUCAAGAGUUUCAUUCUAAAAGCCUAGGAACAUGAACAUGAUCAUGAGCAUGAUAAUAUGCUAACAAACGGAGGACUUUCAAAUUAAGUAUCAAGACAAGAGUCUAACGCUAGUUAUGCAUCUCCAUCAAAAGAGGAAGAGGAACUCAAUUUUAGAAUAAGAAAUUAAGCUAAGAUAUAAGAAAUCAAAAUUGACACCUCCAAAGUUAAUAAGCAAUUCAAUAUUAAUAUCCAUAAAGAGGUAAUGAUGAGUGCAAGACUAAUGGAUAAGAAAGAUGCAGGUGAUUCAUCCAAUAAGCAUUCGAAUGCUCCUAUGCCUCUAUAAAUGCAACUAGCCCCACAGAAUUAAUUAACAAUCAAGAAAAAUGUUGGCUUCUCAUUAUUGAAAUAAAUGACAAAAGUUAGUUAGUAAAAGACUAAGGAACAAACUGGGAUGCAUGCAUAUGAAAGGAAAUCAUCAGCAGUAAAAAAGCAAAUAUCACCAGAUAGAACUUCACAAAGAUCAAACAUGCGGAUGAAUGAAAACAUGCUAAAGAAAUCACCCUAGACUUAGAAGAACAUAUUCACAGUUGUAGAUGCUCGUACCAGAAAUUAGGUUGAAGAAAUAAUGAGGCAAACUCAGAAUAGUGCCUUUGAAAGCGAAUCAAUUCAAGAUACAGAUGAAAUUAUGAGCUUUCAAAGACUCCCAGACAGCAACAGAAAAGUUAAAAUUGUUGAUGAAAACUCUAGAAUGAUGACAUCAACUGAUUUGAUAAUUGAUAAUAUCUGA
This is a messenger RNA of Stylonychia lemnae, 7164 nucleotides long. The record is from the annotation of a GenBank genome assembly. NCBI's taxonomy places the organism in Eukaryota, Ciliophora, Spirotrichea, Sporadotrichida, Oxytrichidae.